AUGUUACGAAGCGAAAUAGCAUGUACAAUUCUCUCUCGAUAUACAAUAUCUCUUCAACUCUUAUUCGACUUGUUCAUUGCCUUGCCCAGUGUCUUGUUCAGUUGGCCGUUGUCAAAGUGGGGCUCCCUGCGCAACCCCAGACUUUCUCUGCCAGCUAUCGCGCAACCUUUCCUACCAACCCUGCCAAUCAACCACAAAUCCAAAAUCACAAUGGCGCCGAACAAGGACAUGCGUCGCGCGGACCUCGUCGUCCCGUACCAGGAGCCCACCACUAAGGGUGAUAGCCCCGAGUUCGCCUCGACGCUGUCGUCGACGAUGCCCAUGGCCGCCAUGUUUACGAGGAACAAGUUUGUUGGCUGGGCAGGCGUCGUCUUUUCCAUCCAGAACUGGCUCGGCGAGAGCGCCGAGACUAAGAAGAACGGCACGCCGGGCUACUUUAACAUUGGUCUUUCCGUCAUGGCCCUUGGUGUCACGUAUAUGCCUCUCUUCAUGCCUCCCCCCGACCGCUCUGCCGCUGGCACGGCUACUGGCGCGCCCGCCGCCGCCCCUGCCUAA
This is a messenger RNA of Akanthomyces muscarius, 555 nucleotides long. RefSeq lists its product as uncharacterized. The coding region runs from base 1 to 555 and encodes 184 amino acids. Gene Ontology annotation, cellular component: endoplasmic reticulum membrane. Lineage: Eukaryota; Fungi; Ascomycota; Sordariomycetes; Hypocreales; Cordycipitaceae. The transcript is spliced from 4 exons. Gene Ontology annotation, molecular function: protein folding chaperone. Gene Ontology annotation, biological process: protein insertion into ER membrane. The record is from RefSeq and is a predicted model, not a curated record.